ACAAAAGUCGCGGGCAUGCAGUGCAUUUGAUCAUUUGUAGAACGCAACACAGGCAUUGAGAGCAAACAAAUCUCGCAUUCCCACUUAGCACAACAAAUUAAUUUGAACGCUGUUACUGAACAUCUUCGCCAUUGCCGCUGUUCUUUGCCAAAGUGAAUCUUGGCGGCGGCGGCGGCACCAAUAAAUUGAUUUGAUGUGUUAAUUUGUGAUAAUAAAAAUCAUUUGGAAGUGGCGCAAAAUCAAAUUAGAUAACGGACUACGAUAUGACCAAAAAAGUGAGUAUUGUGGCUCAUCAUGGUAGGGGAAACACCUCUGGAGAAACGUUUAUGAUGACGACUUUUCGUUUUCAUUGGAACCACCUUCCAAUUUCAUUUGCAUUUCAAGUGGUGAACAUGAAAGUUAUAAUCACCUACAUGCCAGGACUCAAAGUAAAUUUUCUUAUCCUUCUAUGGUCCAUCUUCAUAAGUGGGAGUCAAGGUGGCCAUUACCUGAGUUAUGGUCCAGAUCUUAAGCCAGCACAAGGUUCUGUUUGGCCCAAACCAUGGUGGCAAGAUGACACCGGUCGCUAUUUCAGUGUUGAUCCCGAGAAUUUUCGAUUAGUGGCUGUCAAUAAAAAUUGCCCCCUACUGCAGGAUGCCAUGGCGCGCUACACCAAAGUCAUACGCCAGUCAGCUCAAGGUUAUGUGAAGGCGCCCCAAACUGCAGUCAUUCGCAAAAUCCAACAACUAAGUGUCAACUUGACACAAGCCUGUGAGACAUUGCCCCAUUUAAACAUGGAUGAGACAUACUAUGUUUGGGGUGACGGAAGAGUGAUUGCCAAUUCAAUUUGGGGCAUUUUUAGAGGCCUGGAGACAUUGUCUCAGCUCUUGGUGCCUAUGCCAAAUGGUCUGUUGCGCAUACCAGAAACUGAAAUUUACGAUGAGCCUCGCUUCAAAUAUCGUGGCCUGAUGCUUGACUCCGCCCGUCAUUUUAUAAGCAAAGGGAAAAUUUUACAACUACUAGAGGGCAUGGCCUUUAACAAGUUGAACGUUUUCCACUGGCAUUUAUCAGACGAUUCAGCGUUUACCUUUAACUCUACAACAUAUCCUGAAUUAUCCUUGAAAGGCGCCUAUCGGCGAGAAAUGACAUAUUCACCCGCGGAAGUCAAAGAAAUUGUUGAAUUUGCCCGCAAAAGAGGCAUUCGAGUGAUUGCUGAAUUUGAUACGCCCGCACACACAGCUUCCUGGGGUGCUUCACAUCCGGAGAUCAUGACUAAAUGUGCUGGCAAAUAUGCGGGUCAACUGGGGCCAUUCAAUCCAACCAAAGAUUCAACAUUUACAUUCCUUAACAAGUUCUUCAGUGAAAUACGUAACCUAUUUCCCGAUCGAUAUCUGCACCUAGGAGUUGAUGAGGUCAAUCCUUCAUGUUGGGAAGGCAAUUCAGAAAUCCAGAAAUAUCUGACUUCUAAAAAGCUGGACAAUGGCGAUUUGCCAUAUUUAUAUUUGGAGAGAUUUACUGCAGACAUAUCAACGCUGGGUUGGAAACAAAUGGUGUGGCAGGAGGCUAUGACCGAAUACCCAUAUAUGAAGUGGCCAACAGGGACUAUUGGCCAGGUCUGGUUUGACUUCAAAAACGUAUCCCGUGAUUUGACUGCUCGUAAGUUCGAUAUAAUACACAGCCAAGAUUGGUACAUGUACGUCCUGUCCACUGGAGGAGAUUGGGAAAAAUUCUAUAAAGUAGAGCCCUUAGAUUUUGAGGGAAGCGAUGUACAGAAGAAGCAUGUCCUGGGAGGCGAAGCAUGCCUAUGGUCCGAAUAUAUCAAUGAAUACAAUGUUAUGCCCACAACUUUCCCUCGCGUUAGUGCUGUGGCCGAAAGGCUGUGGUCAGAAAGGGAACAUCGCAGUACGGAAGAAGCCACACCACGCAUUGAAGAGCAUAAUUGUCGUAUGAUAUAUCGCGGCAUUGAGGCAAGACCGGCCAAUAGUUUUGGCCUUUGUUAAAGCAAACAGCAAAAAUAUUAAAAGCAUUAGAAAAAUACGACUUGA
This is a messenger RNA of Stomoxys calcitrans (stable fly), 2024 nucleotides long. RefSeq names its product beta-hexosaminidase subunit beta. The transcript is spliced from 9 exons. Bases 264 to 1979 code for a protein of 571 amino acids. NCBI's taxonomy places the organism in Eukaryota, Metazoa, Arthropoda, Insecta, Diptera, Muscidae. Gene Ontology annotation, molecular function: beta-N-acetylhexosaminidase activity. The record is from RefSeq and is a predicted model, not a curated record. Gene Ontology annotation, biological process: glycosaminoglycan metabolic process; ganglioside catabolic process; carbohydrate metabolic process. Gene Ontology annotation, cellular component: membrane.